This is a messenger RNA of Procambarus clarkii (red swamp crayfish), 5455 nucleotides long. RefSeq lists its product as uncharacterized. Gene Ontology annotation, biological process: regulation of DNA-templated transcription. The record is from RefSeq and is a predicted model, not a curated record. Lineage: Eukaryota; Metazoa; Arthropoda; Malacostraca; Decapoda; Cambaridae. Gene Ontology annotation, molecular function: RNA polymerase II cis-regulatory region sequence-specific DNA binding; DNA-binding transcription factor activity, RNA polymerase II-specific.
ACAAAUUAGAAACCUGUCAUAUGAAGAAAGAUUGACAAAGCUUAAAUUACAUUCUUAAAUUACAAAGAAAGGCAAAGAAUUAGGGGUGACAUGACAUUGCCUGAAAUGUUGUGCGUAUUAAUGGCUUUAGGCAUAGUAUGUAUUAGCUCUAUCUAGAAAUCCAACAUUCUGUUAGUAACUCAUUUUGAAUGUACUUUUACCUGAAUGCACUUUAUAGAUAUUUUACCUAAAUAAACAUUACCUGAAGAACCUUAUAGGUAGAAAGAGAGCUUGGUAUAAAAGGUACAAAUGGGGAAGUCAUUUUAAAACAAAACUUUGUCCACCUGGUUAGAAAUGUUUAAAAAAAAAAAAAAAAAAAGAGAUAAAGAGAGCGAAAAGAAACUAUGAAGUUUGCCUAGCAAGGCUGUUAAUGCCUCAUCUAUUGUAUCUGGAAACUUAUCUGGAAGUGUUGAUGCAGCAAUAGAAAGACCUGUCCUGCUGGAUGGCCAAGUGGUUAUGUCAGCCCCAAAGGGAGUCAUAGAGGUUGAUUCACAGAUGAUCAUGGAUGGUUCACAAGCUGUGGUGAUGGAAAGCACCCAGAUGGUUAUUGAAGGUUCACAGGUAGUUAUGAAAGGCUCGCAGGUAGUGAUGGAAGAUACCACAACCAUUAUGGAUAGUUCCCAAGUUAUGAUGGAAGAUACUACAGAAUUUGAGCGUUCAGUUUUGCAUAACCCUCCAUGUCAUAAUAGUGGCAUAAGUGAUACUAUUAUUGUUAAAGAAGAAGACUUGCAGGAUAGUCGGUAUGGCCACAAUGAUCAAAUACUGGGACUGGCACAUGAUAGUUCAGUGUCAGGUAUUCCUGGAGAGGAUGAGAUUGGUAAUGUCAUCACAGAUGAAAGUGCACUGGAGACUAGCCAAGAAGGUGAGAUGCUACUUCGCAAUUUGGUGAAUGAGACUUUCCACUCCUCUCCAAGUACUACUCAUGGUCCUGACAACAUCAUUGUUACCACCAGCACAAUUACCACCAACCCUGUUCAGGGUAUGCAACGUUCACUAACAUCCUCAAAUGUAAUACAAGGGAUGGCCAUGAACAACAUUGCAGGAAUACCUGGCAGUUUAUCAACUAACACUCCAACCAGAAUAAUGGUGCAAACCAAUCAGGGUUCUCCUGUUAAAGCUAAUGCAGGACACUUUCUUAUUCAAGUGGGUGGUACUCCAGUUAGUGUAGCCCAAUCACAAGUAGUAACAUUAGGAAAUAAGAACCAUAUUGUUAUUCGAGCAGGAACCAAUCCUCCAGGUCAAAAUCCCGUCUGUGAUGAGGAAUUUGAUAGCUCAGGGCAAAGUAAUAUAUUUAAAGUUAUCAUACCUGAAGGCACUACCAAAUACACAAAGACGGCUUCAGUAUCAAUAGGACAAAGUGAACCAGUGAGGAAGCAUGUCCAAAUUAAUCUCUCAGACGGAACUACAAAGAAACAAGCAAGAUAUGUCUCGCACACUUCUCAGACACAAGGGGGAUAUGAAGAGGAGGAUAUCAGAACUGAUGGAGCCACUGAUAACAAGAGACUUUAUGAAUGUCCAACAUGCAACAGUAAAUUCAUGAGGCCAUUGUACUUAAGAAAGCAUAUGAGAAGCUGUAAAAAGGAGGAAGUGAAGGUGGAGAAAACACCCCUUUAUAUGUGUUCAUUCUGCAAGAUGACAUUCAAGACUCGACCGCAGAUAUCUCAGCACUUUUUGAAAUGCUAUCAUAGUCCGUAUCGUAAAAAGACAACUCCAGUCAAGAGAAAGGGUGAUGACGUGGAAGCCGAGACAGUACCUGCUAAGAGAGGGAAGAUGGAGUCGCUUGAAAUUGACCCGGCACUUGAACAGGCUGUACAAUUUAGGUGUCAAGAUUGUGAUCGUACCUUCAGCAAGGAGCGCCAGUAUUCCAGUCAUAUUAAAAAAUGUACCAAAUUCUCUGUGCAUGACCUCUCUGGAGCAAGAGUGGAGGUGAAGGGUGAAGACGAGGAGGAAGAAGAACAAGACUCUCCGGAAGAUCCAUUUGCUGACCCAGAUCCCUUGCCUCCACCACCAAGGAGAGGUCGUGGACCUGGCAGGAGAGGGCGACCUCCAGGGAGAGCUGGUAAUAGCGCUUCCAGAGGACCAGCUAGAAAUCCAUCACUACUUUUUGACGGGGCAUAUCCUGUAGCCAAUUCACGUGGUCUCCUGGUGGCUGAUAAUGAGGGUUUGGUACGAAGUACAACUGGUUUGGCUCACACUGUACAACUUAGCUUAGAGACAGCAAGUCAAGAAGGACAACCUCAACCGACUGCUUUGGUAGCAGAUUCUAAGGGAGUCAGAGGAAGAGAGAAACCCCCACAAGCCUGGUCUCUAGUAUGUGCCCUCUGCCAGAAGAUGUUUAUUACCAAAGCUGCUCUUGCACACCAUGUCAUGUCUGAGCAUGGUGCUGACCUUCUGCACACACGCAACAUUCUGGAUGGCAGGGUCAAGAAUGACCAGCCUCUCUUUAGAUGUCCAGUUUGCAGUCUUAAUUAUCAGACUGAAGACCAGUUCAUAGAACACAUGGUUCUUCAACACACAUCCCGGUUACAGGAAACAUUCACUCGUCUUCAGGGGCAGACAGCAACCUACGUGUGCUCCCUUUGUUCCCUUGUACUACUAACCAAAAAUCUGUUAGUUGAGCACAUGAGUCUGGUUCAUUUGGAGGAACUUGAGACACUGGCCCAGGGAGACACACACGUGGAGAUUGCAUCUAGAGUUCCCAAAAAUAACAAACUAAAAUCAGCUGUGAUGAAAAAAGGGAAUGAAGGUAUUCAUCAUGAAGGAAAUCGAGGUGAACUUAAUCAAGGUCAUUUGAAAAUGGAAAAUGUUGAAGACUGUGCCUUGGAGUGUGGUUUUUGUGGGGAAGAAUUAGCCACUCAGGAAGAUAUGGUUGAACACUACAUUGAUUGGCAUGGAGUAGAAACUGAUGAAGAUGGCUGCCUUUUGGAUUUAGGUAUCGAUGUGGAUAUUAGAGUAAAGGACACUAAGAGUCUACUACUGCUUGCUGAUGGACGGGUGGAUGAUAGUGUUCCAGAGAAAACUGUGCUUAUUCGCAAAAAGCCUAGACAGAGUUGGCAGUGUAAGGAAUGUCAACAAGUAUUUUCAAAACACUUUGACUUCCUUCGACAUGUUCGUGAAGUUUGUACAGAAGUGAGCCAAAGUAACAAGCCUGCUGUCUCCAGAGGGGGUAAUUUCAAGUGCCAAGAACCAGGCUGCAGUCAUCUCUCAUUUUAUCAGGUGAAACUUCUAUUUAAGCAUAUGGAAGAGGUUCACAAAAUUAUAGUACCAAGAGAAUUCAAGACUUUCAAAAGCCUAGAUCUUUUCUACCAAUGGCUGACUGGUGAAGAAAAGAAAUACAAUGUACGCUACAUAAGAGAUACGACUCGCAUUGAGAAGAAUGACAUGAAGCUCAUCCAGAUGGUGUGUCACAGAUUCCACACGGCUAAGAUUGAUCAGUCAAAAGAGAAGAGAGAAGGUGAAUCAGAGAGUGACUCCCCUAAUAAGCAGAAGCGAAGGUGGUUUGUCAGAAUACAGAGGUCGAGCAACUGCCAUGCUCGCAUCCAUUUAAAAGUGCAAUAUAAUCCUGUAAAUCAAGACUAUGAUGGGGAAACACAAAUGGUUUAUUACCCUCAGCACACUCACAAUGAAGUAGACCAUCCUCAGGACCUUAUGAAUCGCAUCAUGGAGAGACAUGCUAGAGACAAAUCAAACUACCUUUCUAGAAAUGGUAACCGCAAACGGUUAAAACAGAUUGGUCCACAUCUGUCACGGGGGGCAAUUAGUAAAGGUAAUAAUAGUGAUGAGGGCUUAGAGGAAUUAUUAGUUGCAGCAAGUGGGGAUAGUGAAGUAACUGGUCAACAAGUAGUGACUGAGGGGACACUGAAACUUGAAAAUUCAGCACUGACUGUAGAUCAGUAUAUGAAAGAAUUUUGUCAAACCCAACUGGAAGGGGAAGUUGAUGGAACAUCAUUGGUAGUUUCAACCAGUGGAUCUACUGGAGCAUCGUCUACUGUUCGUCAAGCUGGAAGACAACAUGGAGCAUCAGCUGUCCUCAUGGAAGGAGACGAGACAACUUUGGAAGCGCCCACUAUGUUUGUAGACAGUGAUAGUCAGUCAGCAGUGUUAGUUGAAAGUGGGGAACCUGGGACAUAUGUAGUUCAGGAUGGAAUGGUUAAUGUCUCCCAAGGAGAAUCUAGCAUGAAAGAGGAAGGAACAGAAGAAUAUGUACUACCUGCAGAUGAAGCAGAGUGGACAAAGUUAUUUGAUGUUCUCCGCCUUAGGUUGAUGACUACAGAACUCAAUGAACAAGAAAAAGGGGAUGGGGAAGGCUUGUUGUCUUAUCAAAAUGUUAUAUCAUAUUUACCAUUGGCAGAGCAAGUGAACAUAUUCCAACAGCUAUGCCUAUUAACUAAUACAGCUAUCGAAACAGCGGAUUAAACAAGGCCUUAUUUCAGCUUUGUUUUUCUAAUGGCAUAUAUUUUCAUAAUUUUUGUUUGAAAUGCACAAGUUUUAAAUUUAAUUGACAAAUAUGUGGCUUCUUUCUUUCUGAAUUAAUUACUCCCAUUUAUACAAAUAUGAAGCUGAAACAAAAGUAAAACUUUAUGUUCAUCAGUUUGCAUGGUAUUUGCCAUUGGAAUGUACUGGUUGUUACAUGGUUUUUAUAUUUUUGUAAAUUCUGUUCAUUAGCACAAGCUUUGAACAGUUUAAGUUUUGCACAAAUUGUAAAUAUGCCCAGUAAAAAUCAUUAAAUUUCCAUAUAUAAAUAUAUAUAUAUAUAUACCUAAAUGGCUUUAAUAAUAGUUGUAAUAUCCCUGAAUUGCUGAGUUGCUAUAAAAAUGUAAAUAUCCAAUAAUAUUUUUUUAUGCAUCAUAAAUCAAGAUUAGGUCAUUUAGGUGAUUCUGAGGAAAUGAUCCAUUAAAAUAAUUACUUUCAUAUGUAAAUAUUGAUUACAUGUGCUUUUCAGUAAUAUUGAACAAUUAAAGGCUGUGUUGAUAUAGGAAAAAAGGCCCUGAUGUAAAUGUAUAUUAGGUUCAGUAUUACAGAUAGUCACAGUGUGUUAGGAUGAUACAAAUUUGUUAAGUAAUUUGAGUAUUGUUAGUCUCAUUUAUCAAUGAAGUAAGUUUUUUACCUGAAGUUAUACAGAUCAUUUAUACAUUAUCUUAUUUGGAACAAGCAAACAAAAUUUGAUGUAGGACAUGCUAGUUACUGAUUCCAACCUUUAUAGUUAUCACACGGACAUCCAGAGUUGGUUAAUAUUUUAUUUUUGUUUUUUUGUUUAUCACCCAGUGGUUUGACCAAAAGUCCUAGUGAAUCAGAGUACCUGAUACCUGUGCUCUUGUAUUCCAAGUGCUGAGCUUGCUUGGUUGCUUUUGUGUACAGUUGUAAAAGACACCUAUUUGCCUGUCAAGUACCUGCUAAAGAAAUAUUAAUAAAUCCA